CUCUCUCUCUUAAUAUCAUCAGAUAGAUAUAUCUGCAAAAAAAAUAGUUGAAUUCCUUGCCAUCACAACCUUCCAAACAAACAAAAUUAAUCAAAACUGAGAUUUUUUACAACAAUUAUACUUCUUCUUCUUCUCUUUCUCUUUAGAAUCAAAACAAAACCCAACCCCUUAUAUAUAUUUAUUAUAUCUAUAUAUGUAUGUACAUGGCUUCCAUGUUAUUAUUAACAAUCAUCAUCAUCAUCAAUCAUCAUGAAAAUCAUCAUCAUCAUAAACCUCUUCUAUCAUAAAGCAGUCUCUAUUAUUCUUCUUCUUCCAGAACCUUCUUGUUUGAUCCAUGGAUUAUGAGAUGUUAUGUUAUUCAAUAUGACCAUGGUUCCUUCUCAAAACAACAACAACUAUGCUUUCUUCUACACUGCUAUGAACCAAGUUGAAGGAUAUAACAGUAAUUACACUAAUUGCUUAUUAGGAUCUGAUUUUCUUCUGAGGAAUCACAUGGCAGAGGAUCUGUCAAGAGCCACCACCAGCAACAACAACCACCAUGAAGCUGAAGAAGAAGAAGAAGCUGAACCAGGUUCAACUUCAAAGGGAGAAAGAGAACAAGAACAUGAACAUGGAGAAGAAGAAGAAGAAUCAGGAAUCAACAACAAUAAUAGCAGUAACUGGCUUCAAUUGAGCAUAGGUUUUCAUCAUCAUGAUCAUGAUGCAGCAACAACAACAAAACAAGACCAUCAUCACCAUCUUGAAGAAGAAGCAGCUUCAACAAUGGCUGCAGCUACAGCAGGUUCAUCAGCAGGAUCAUCAUCAUCAUCACUUGUAGAGCUAGAGUUAUUACCAGGUCGCCAUUUCAAUUGGGCUUCAUCAUCUUCUUAUUCUUCUUAUUCAAGGCCAGUGAUGUUUCCUUUUUCUUCUUCUUCUUCUUUCUUCUAUGAACAACAACAUCAAACAUCUAUGUCUUUGUCCAUGUCUAUGUCCAUGGCAUGUGGACCCAACAUGAGUGCUCCAACAACAACCUUUGCAACUCAUCAACAACAAGACAUGAUGCUAAUGAAUUGGGCAUCAUCGUUUUCUUCACAUCCUCUCAUGCCUCCUUUUCUUUCUUCUUCUUCUUCGUCUUUGUCGUCUUUAUCACAAUCUUGUUCUUCUUCUUCUUUGAGGCCUUCUUAUUUUCCAACCACUACUCCCUUUCAUCAUCACUUCCCUCCUCCUCCUCAUCAAUUUGAUGUGGCUGGACCAAGCAGCUCUCAAGAUUUCACUUCUUCUACAGUUAGAGUUGUUGAUCCUCCAAGAAGACCUCAUUCUGGAAUUUGGUUCAUGCUUCAAGCUCAACAAAACCAAGUUAGAGAACCAUUUUUACCUCAAAUAGCUAAGAGCUACCUUAGAAUCAAAGAUGGAAGGAUGACAGUUCGGUUGCUAAUGAAAUAUCUAGUUAGCAAACUCAGGCUCCAAAUGGAAUCAGAGAUAGAGAUAACAUGCAGAGGACAGAAACUUUUACCAUUCUUAACGUUGCAGCAUGUGAGGGAUAACAUUUGGACUCAGAGGGACACUACCAACACAACAACAACAACAACAUCAACACCUUUGCUUUCAGAUUCAUCAACCACAGAUCAUGUCAUGGUUCUCCAUUACAGUAGAACCAAUGCUUAAUCACAACUCAUCACUUUAAUUUUAUUGUAUCCUUGUUAUUAACUUAUCUAAACCAUUUCUUUUCUUUUUUUACUUGUUCUUUUAAUUUUUACUUUUCCAAUUUUUCUAUUCUAAUGGGUUUUGAUUAUUUUUUUUUUUUGCUUCCUUUUUAAAAAAAAAAUUCCCCCCUUAUUGAUGACAUGAAUUAGGGUUUUGGGGUGGCAAGUACUAUUAUUGUUGCCCAUAAAAUUUUUAUUCUCAUAUAUAUAUUAUGAGGUGGGUGGGGAAUUAUUACCAUCAUCAUCAACUGUAUUAUCAACAAC
Messenger RNA from Arachis stenosperma, 1946 nucleotides. Its product is annotated as protein LAX PANICLE 2. Lineage: Eukaryota; Viridiplantae; Streptophyta; Magnoliopsida; Fabales; Fabaceae. The record is from RefSeq and is a predicted model, not a curated record. Bases 352 to 1644 code for a protein of 430 amino acids. The transcript is spliced from 4 exons. Gene Ontology annotation, biological process: multicellular organism development.